AUCUGCAUUUACAUUUACUUACACACUCCCGCGUCCAUUGCAGAAACAAAACUCGCAGUCUUUACAACGCUUAAUUAAAGAAGUAAUAAUUGGAACUAGACUUAAUCAGAAUGGAGGGCUUUGACGAUGCUGGUGUAUUCUUCUCUGAUAACUUCGGAAAUGAUCAUCAACCUGAUGGGGCCCAGAUUAACUUGCAGGCUGUGAAGAAGAAAUACAAGGAAUUCAUUCGUACCUUUAACGAGGACAAUUUCUUCUACAAAUACAGAGACACUUUGAAGCGCAACUAUCUCAAUGGACGUUAUUUCCUUGAAAUUGAAAUGGAGGACUUGGUGGGAUUCGAUGAGGCCCUGGCAGAUACAUUGAACAAGCAGCCGACAGAGCAUUUGCAGAUUUUCGAAGAAGCGGCCCGCGAGGUGGCUGAUGAAAUAACAGCGCCUCGUCCCGAGCAUGAGGAGCACAUGCAGGAUAUUCAAAUACUGCUUUCGUCCAGCGCAAAUCCAACAAAUGUUCGUGAGAUAAAGUCUGACAGUGUGUCACGUCUGGUGAAAAUUGCCGGUAUAAUUGUGGCGGCUUCGGGCAUUAGGGCCAAGGCCACACGCAUGUCGAUUAUGUGUCGGUCCUGCAGCACAGUUAUUCCAAAUCUUAAGGUUAAUCCUGGCCUAGAGGGUUAUGCCCUGCCACGCAAAUGCACCACCGAGCAGGCUGGUCGCCCUAAAUGUCCUUUAGAUCCGUUUUUUAUUAUGCCGGAUAAAUGCAAAUGUGUAGACUUCCAAACGCUCAAGUUGCAGGAACUGCCAGACUUUGUGCCGCAGGGUGAAAUACCUCGGCACUUGCAGUUGUUCUGCGAUCGAUCCUUGUGCGAGCGUGUUGUUCCCGGAAAUCGUGUGCUUAUCCAAGGCAUCUAUUCGAUUCGUAAAGUGGGUAAACCCUCCCGUCAAGAUGGCCGAGAGAAGGCAGUUGUAGGUGUAAGGGCGCCAUACAUGCGAGUGGUGGGCAUCACUGUGGACACUGAGGGCGCUGGAGCAAUUUCUCGCUACAGCAAUAUCACCAUCGAUGAGGAAGACAACUUCAGGCGUAUGGCCGCCUCCAGUGACAUUUACGAUCGUCUGUCCAAAUCUCUGGCUCCCAGCAUAUUUGGUUCCAACGACAUUAAGAAGGCCAUUACUUGCCUAAUGUUUGGUGGAUCGCGAAAACGUCUGCCAGACGGUCUUUGCAGACGUGGCGAUAUCAACGUGUUGUUGCUGGGUGAUCCGGGAACAGCUAAAUCCCAAUUGCUUAAGUUUGUGGAGAAAGUGGCCCCAAUUGGUGUUUAUACAUCGGGUAAGGGCUCUAGUGCAGCUGGUCUAACAGCCUCUGUUAUGAAAGAUCCUCACACGCGAAACUUUGUCAUGGAAGGCGGAGCCAUGGUCUUGGCCGACGGAGGUGUCGUUUGCAUUGAUGAGUUCGACAAAAUGCGUGAAGAUGAUCGUGUGGCCAUCCACGAGGCCAUGGAACAGCAAACCAUAUCUAUCGCUAAGGCUGGCAUCACAACCACCCUAAACUCGCGUUGUUCUGUUCUGGCAGCAGCCAAUUCCAUUUUCGGCCGUUGGGAUGAUACCAAAGGGGAGGAGAAUAUUGAUUUUAUGCCAACGAUCUUGUCGAGAUUCGAUAUGAUAUUCAUUGUCAAAGAUGUGCACGAUGAGGCGCGGGACAUUACGUUGGCUAAGCAUAUCAUCAAUGUCCAUCUCAGUUCGAACAAGUCGGCUCCUACAGAGCCAGCCGAGGGUGAAAUAUCAUUGGCUACAUUCAAGAAAUACAUCCACUACUGUCGCACACAUUGCGGACCGCGUCUAAGCGAGGCUGCCGGCGAGAAACUAAAGAGUCGCUAUGUUCUGAUGCGUAGUGGCGCUGGUCAGCAGGAAAAGAACUCCGAUAAGCGUCUUAGCAUUCCCAUAACUGUCCGCCAGCUGGAGGCUGUGAUCCGCAUUUCAGAAUCUUUGGCUAAAAUGCGUUUGCUUCCAUUUGCUACUGAUGAGCAUGUUAACGAAGCACUGCGUCUGUUCCAAGUAUCGACUCUCGAUGCCGCCAUGACAGGCAGCUUGGCUGGCGCCGAGGGUUUCACCACAGAGGAGGAUCAAGAGACUCUAAACCGUAUAGAGAAACAAUUGAAGCGUCGCUUUGCCAUCGGAUCUCAAGUGUCGGAACAAAAUAUUUUACAGGACUUUUUGCGACAAAAGUAUGAGGAGCGAACUGUUAUGAAAGUUAUUCACACCAUGAUUCGAAGAGGCGAACUACAGCACAGAAUGCAGCGCAAAAUGUUGUAUCGCAUUUGCUAAUCCCUUUUCACAUUUAAAUUAUUUGCCUAGUACAACAUUUUUUCUAAGUUAUUAAGUUUUCAUCUCACAAAUGAACUUUGAAUUUAUAAUUAUUUGUUCGUAAAUUUCUUUAUUUUCCCUAUAUUUUAUUUCUAAAAAUUCCCAUUUAUCAUAAUAAACUCAGAAAUUUAGCGUCUAA
Messenger RNA from Drosophila willistoni, 2493 nucleotides. RefSeq names its product DNA replication licensing factor Mcm5 (gene Mcm5). NCBI's taxonomy places the organism in Eukaryota, Metazoa, Arthropoda, Insecta, Diptera, Drosophilidae. Gene Ontology annotation, molecular function: DNA replication origin binding; 3'-5' DNA helicase activity; single-stranded DNA helicase activity. The record is from RefSeq and is a predicted model, not a curated record. Bases 111 to 2315 code for a protein of 734 amino acids. The transcript has 4 exons. Gene Ontology annotation, biological process: DNA replication; double-strand break repair via break-induced replication; DNA replication initiation. Gene Ontology annotation, cellular component: nucleus; MCM complex.